This is a messenger RNA of Nelumbo nucifera (sacred lotus), 2691 nucleotides long. RefSeq lists its product as uncharacterized. The record is from RefSeq and is a predicted model, not a curated record. Gene Ontology annotation, molecular function: protein serine/threonine kinase activity; ATP binding. Gene Ontology annotation, biological process: protein phosphorylation. NCBI's taxonomy places the organism in Eukaryota, Viridiplantae, Streptophyta, Magnoliopsida, Proteales, Nelumbonaceae.
GCGGCCAAACCCAACUCCGAAGUCCAAACACAAAUAAAGCUAACGAAUAGCGAAUGCUCAGACCAAUACAUAUCUUCUUCGAAUCCUACAGCCGUCUAGCAUUAGGAAGAAUGCACUUGGAUCAGGUGUUGACUGUUUUUGCUUUUUCUUUUUUUCUACCUCCACGUCUCAAAUCAAUCGAUCCAUUCUACGAACGUUCGUUUAGACCGGGAGUCUGGGAUACUGCCGACAGUCAGCAGCAUUUCCGUCCUCUAUCUCUAAAUUCUAUAUCCGUAUUCUGUAGUAUAAAAGAAAAUAAAAGCAGUCUAUCUAUCUGGUUCCCGCUUUUCUUUUUUUUAAAUUCCAAAAUAAAUACAAAAUGAUCCUUCCGAGGAUCCAGUAAACGCGAGGGAAACAAUGGCGUCGGUCUCACUCCAUUCUCCCAACCAAAAAAGAAAUAAAAUACAAAAGAAUUCGAGACAUAAAUCGAAAGAGACAGUUUGCGUUACUGUCUUAUAAAUGACGGUUCAUUUUCUCCUUCAACCCCAUCGUUUUCUUCAAUAGACUCGUGAGAAAUAACCCCCUCCCCUCUCUCUCUGCUGUGCUGUUCCAUUUGGAUCUGUUAUCGGAAAUAAUAUAUCACAGGUGCUGAUAGCCUGGAAAGUUUCAAUACCUGUCAGAUUCUCAUCACGUUUUCGCAAUUGGAUUCCUGAAAAACCUUUGAUUUUUCUAAAGCAGAACAUAGAGAAGGUGCUUUUGAACUCCUUUGCAGUUAUCGAGCUUGGAUUCAUUGGGUUACCGUUUUAUUAUCAGAAGUAUAGAUCUGAUUGGAUUUAGGGAGGUUUCUUUUCUUCUGGUUUGAAAUGGAGGCUGGUGAUACCGGGAUGAAGCUGGGGACCUUGAAGUUGAAGGAAGAUCGGGGCCUCGAUCGUAGUGGCGUUGGACAAUUCAGAACAGACCCCUCUCCGGAUAUUUCUGUUUCUUCGCCGGUGACUCGGCAGAAAGCUGCUGCUGCUAAGCAGUUCAUAGAGAACCAUUAUAAGAAUUAUCUACAAGGCCUUCAGGAUCGUAAAGAAAGACGUUGGGCACUUCAAAAGAGAGCACAAGAAGCUCAAAUUUCAAAUGAAGAACAACAAGAGAUGCUGAGGAAUUUGGAACGCAAAGAAACUGAGUAUAUGCGAUUGCAAAGACAUAAAGUGGGAAUUGAUGACUUCGAGCAAUUAACAGUAAUUGGGAGAGGGGCAUUUGGUGAGGUAAGGGUUUGUCGCGCUAAAAGCACUGGAGAAAUUUUUGCCAUGAAGAAGUUGAAGAAAUCAGACAUGCUCAGUCGUGGACAGGUUGAGCAUGUUAGAUCUGAGAGGAACUUGCUUGCUGAAGUUGAUAGCCGGUGCAUUGUAAAACUUUUUUAUUCAUUCCAGGACUCAGAUUUCUUGUACCUUAUAAUGGAAUAUUUACCUGGUGGUGACUUUAUGACUCUUCUGAUGAGAAAGGAUGUUCUUUCUGAAGAUGUUUCACGGUUUUACAUAGCAGAGAGCAUUCUAGCAAUUCAUUCAAUUCACCAGCAUAACUAUGUUCAUAGAGACAUAAAGCCAGACAAUUUGUUACUGGACAAAAAUGGACAUGUGAAACUCUCAGAUUUCGGCUUGUGCAAACCCCUAGACUUUAAAUAUUCAUCAUUUUUUUUGGAAAAUGAGGCAGUCAGCUUACAAGAAUCCACAAAAACUGAAACUGGAGGACAUUUUGUGUGUGAUAGAGCACCUUGGUUGAUGCCAAAAGAACAGUUACAACAGUGGAAACGCAAUCGACGUGUACUGGCUUAUUCUACUGUAGGAACUCUGGAUUAUAUGGCACCUGAAGUGUUGCUGAAGAAAGGUUAUGGAAUAGAAUGUGACUGGUGGUCUUUGGGUGCAAUAAUGUAUGAGAUGCUUAUCGGCUAUCCUCCCUUUUGUUCUGAAGAUCCAAGGAUCACUUGUCGGAAGAUAAUUAAUUGGAAAACAUGCUUGAAGUUCCCCGAGGAACCAAAAAUUUCAGAUGAAGCCAAGGAUCUGAUUUGUCACUUGCUAUGUGAUGUUGAAACAAGGCUGGGGACCAGAGGAGUGGAAGAAAUAAAGGCACAUCCAUGGUUUAAAGGCAUUCAGUGGGACAUGCUGUAUGAGAUGGAAGCUGCCUAUAAACCUACAGUCAAUGGAGAAUUAGAUACACAAAAUUUUGAGAAGUUUGAUGAAGUAGAAUGUUCACCAUCAGCAUUGCCGAGAGUGGGACCCUGGCGUAAGAUGUUGACAUCAAAAGAUGCCAAUUUCCUAGGAUUUACUUUCAAGAAGUCAGACAUAAAAUCCAUUGGAACUUCAGGUAUGGAUAUGAGAUCAGAUGGUUCUUCAAAGGCACCAUCUCUUGUUUCCUUGUUUGGUGAAAUGAAUCUGCAAGAAAGUGCAAACCCAAGUGGUGAUACAUGAAUUCUAUACUUCUUUCAUCUUCAUAUGAUACUCGAGUUUGUAUUUUCAUUCUCUUUAUAUAUAUAUGAUAUGUAAAGCUACUGUAGAAAUUGCGAUCAUUUCAUUUCCUUUCAAUUAUUUUGUAAACAAGUGUAAAAUGGCAGUUAACGAGGUAAGUUAAUCUCGACCACCAUUUUUUCCCUAUAAUAUGUUGUAUAAAUGUUAUAUAAUUUCUUAUUCUUCUUCGAGGUAAGCUUGAUUACAUGCAAAUUCGUUUUUG